AUGAUAGAUAGCUCUCCUACAUGGAUGACUCCUAUUAUCAAUUAUUUACUCAACGGACAACUUCCAAAUGACAAAAAUGAGGCGCAAAAACUAUUGUAUUCAGUGCCUCGCUACACAAUAAUUGAAGGCAAGCUAUAUAAAGAGGGUACUCGAUGCCUCUACUUCGGUGUGUUCUCCCUACAGAAGCGAAUGAAAUCAUCAAAGAAAUUCAUGAAGGCUUUUGUGGGGACCAUGCAGGAUACUAUCAAGAAGAAGUUAGAUGCUGCCAAAGGCAAGUGGGUUGACGAGCUACCUCAAGUACUCUGGGCUCACAGAACUACUGAGAAGACGAUAACGGGACACACUCCUUUCUCACUAGCAUUUGGCUCGGAAGAAAUGCUGCCUGUUAAAGUGAACAUAUCGACUCACAGAAGAGAAUUUUAUAAUCAAGAAGAAAACCAGGAACUUCUAAAAUUGUCCUUGGAUCUACUUGAUGAAAAACGAGCUGAGUCGCAAAUCACCAACGCAGCAUAUCAACACCGAGUUACAAGAUAA
Messenger RNA from Cannabis sativa, 534 nucleotides. RefSeq lists its product as uncharacterized. The transcript is spliced from 2 exons. Gene Ontology annotation, molecular function: nucleic acid binding. Lineage: Eukaryota; Viridiplantae; Streptophyta; Magnoliopsida; Rosales; Cannabaceae. The record is from RefSeq and is a predicted model, not a curated record. Bases 1 to 534 code for a protein of 177 amino acids.